Messenger RNA from Cavia porcellus (domestic guinea pig), 945 nucleotides. RefSeq names its product olfactory receptor 5B3-like. Bases 1 to 945 code for a protein of 314 amino acids. Gene Ontology annotation, biological process: sensory perception of smell; G protein-coupled receptor signaling pathway. Gene Ontology annotation, cellular component: membrane. Gene Ontology annotation, molecular function: odorant binding; G protein-coupled receptor activity; olfactory receptor activity. NCBI's taxonomy places the organism in Eukaryota, Metazoa, Chordata, Mammalia, Rodentia, Caviidae. The record is from RefSeq and is a predicted model, not a curated record. The transcript has a single exon.
AUGGAGAACAGAACAGGGGUGACAGAGUUCCUCCUGCUGGGACUGACUGAUGAUCCACACUUGCAGCUUCCCCUCUUCCUCACCUUCUUCCUCAUCUACACCAUCACUGUGGCUGGGAACCUGGGGAUGAUCCUGCUCAUCCUCCUGGACUCUCGUCUGCACAGCCCAAUGUACUUUUUCCUUGGUCACCUGUCCCUGGUGGAUUUCUGUUCCUCCUCAGUUGUCACUCCAACAGUCAUGGCUGGACUACUUACAGGAAAUAAGGUCAUUUCCUACAAUGCCUGUGUUGCUCAGAUGUUCCUAUUUGCAGUUUUCAUUUGUGUUGAAAAUUAUCUCUUUGCUGUAAUGGCCUAUGACCGCUAUGCUGCAGUAUGCAAGCCCCUGCACUACACCACCAUCAUGACCACCAAGGUGUGUGUAGGUCUUGUCCUAGGCUGCUAUAUCUGCUCACUCCUGAAUGCCUGCAUCCAAAUUGGGGACACAUUCAGCCUCUCCUUUUGCAACUACAAUUUGGUGCAUCACUUUUUCUGUGAUAUUCCAGCACUCAUGGUUCUGUCCUGCUCUGACAAGCAUGUUAGUGAACUGGUUCUUGUUUAUCUUGUGAGCUUCCAUAUCUUUUUUGCCUUCUUGGUUAUUUCAGCAUCCUACAUCUUCAUUUUUGGCACCAUCCUAAGGAUGCACUCAGAUACAGGUUAUAGGAAGGCUCUGUCCACCUGUGCCUCCCACUUCACUGCUGUCUCCAUCUUCUACGGGACUAAUAUCUUCAUGUACUUACGGCCCACAUCCAGUUACUCCAUGGACACUGAUAAAAUUUCCUCUGUGUUCUAUACAAUAGUCAUUCCCAUGCUGAACCCCAUGGUCUACAGCCUGAGGAACAAGGAGGUCCAUAAUGCAUUCUUAAAAAUCAAGCAUUUGUUCAUUUUAUCAAAGCUAAAUAAGAUAUAG